Messenger RNA from Tuber melanosporum (Perigord truffle), 882 nucleotides. RefSeq lists its product as uncharacterized. Gene Ontology annotation, cellular component: nucleus. The transcript is spliced from 3 exons. The coding region runs from base 1 to 882 and encodes 293 amino acids. Lineage: Eukaryota; Fungi; Ascomycota; Pezizomycetes; Pezizales; Tuberaceae. Gene Ontology annotation, molecular function: catalytic activity; DNA binding. The record is from RefSeq and is a predicted model, not a curated record. Gene Ontology annotation, biological process: base-excision repair.
AUGGAUACAUCCUUGGCCACGGUCAAGGAAGAGGAGGGUUCCAAGGAAUACGCUAUUACGCGAAGGAGUCUUAGACUCCAAACUAAGACGCUUGAGCUUGGGGAGGGCACCAUAACAUCCGUCAUAUCGACCGCAGCAGUGACACUCAGGGGGCCGAGGGGAGUGCGCGGGGGAGCCAGGGAGAAAAGGUUGGAGAGGACGGAGGAAAAGAAGAGCAAAAGGAUUCCAGCGGGAGUCUCUGGACAAACGUGGCCGCCGCUUAGUGCGGAAAGGUUCGGAAUAGUGCAAGAGGAGUUAGCGCACAAUCCAUUCCAACUCAUUGUUUCUACGAUAUUUCUAAACCGAACUCGCGGAUCCGUCGCAAAACCAUUCCUCUGGCGAUGCCUGGAAACCUGGCCCACUCCCGAAAAGCUCUCCGAAGCAUCCCUCCCAGAAUUAACUGCUCUCCUCCAGCCCCUAGGCCUCCACAACAUUCGCGCAGCGCGCCUAAUUUCUCUCGCAAAAACCUGGAUUACCCGCCCCCCAAUUCCAUUCCAUGGCACGGUAAAGUACAACUACCCAGCCCGGGAUACAAUACCAUUCCCUCUACCGGAGUACGACGGACCGAAAUGGGGCGUUGAACAAAAUUACCGAUGGGAAAUCGGACAUUUGCCGGGCGUAGGCGCAUAUGCGUUGGAUAGUUGGAGGAUUUUCUGCUGCGACGAGUUCAGAGGGAUUGAAGAUAAGGAUGAGUGGAGGCGGGUUGUGCCGAAGGAUAAGGAGUUGAGGGCUUAUUGUCGGUGGAGGUGGGCGAAGGAGGGGAUUCGGUGGAAAGAGGAGACUGAUGAGCUUGUGAAAGUUGAGGGGAGGGAUUGCUUUAGGGAGGGGAUUGAUGACAGGUGA